This is a messenger RNA of Poecilia reticulata (guppy), 1863 nucleotides long. The record is from RefSeq and is a predicted model, not a curated record. NCBI's taxonomy places the organism in Eukaryota, Metazoa, Chordata, Actinopteri, Cyprinodontiformes, Poeciliidae.
CAAUAUUGGGGGGGACAUGUCCUCCCCGUCCCCCCCGCUUCCUACCCUUAUGAAAGCAAUUAUUUGUCAGGUCACAACGUUUAAGGCUCUGCGUCAUAUUUCCGCGCCAGUCGCCUCUUCGCUGCUGAGGACGCAUCCAGCAUGGGGCACCUUGGCGGCUCAUUUCUGCUGAUCGCAUUGCUUAUUUUGCUUCAUAUUCGAGGKGCUGCAUCUCACUCUUUACCCGCCUGUAACCAGCWGCUGGAGUUUACAUGCAGUGAUGGAUCGUGUUUAUCGAAGCUGAAGUUGUGUGACGGCCACACAGACUGUGCUGAUGGAUCUGACGAGCACCACUGUGGCCACAGCGGGUGUGGGAAAGAGAAGUUCACCUGCCGCAGUCGACGCUGUAUAUCAUCAAAACUCUUCUGUAACGGUGYUGACGAUUGUGGCGACGGGAGCGAUGAGGAUUCCUGUCACAGCUGCACCCCUGGGUCUUUCUCCUGCGGGCCGGCCGAGGCCUGUCUGCCCAGAAACAAGCUCUGUGAUGGGUGGAACGAUUGCAAAGACGGACGAGAUGAAGCCUGGGGCCUGUGCAGUUCAGUCCAGGCCUCUCCUCAGAAGUCCUCGGCUUGUGCAGCCUCAGAGUUUCAGUGUGGARACGGAGCGUGCAUCCGGCAUGCGUGGAGGUGUGACCACUCCCCGGACUGCGCCGACGGCAGCGAUGAGGAAAACUGUGGAAGUGAAGCUCAGCUGGUUUUCAGCUCUUCAAAAGGAAUCCAAGUGAAAAACCUGAUGAACAAGGAGUAUUCGAUACUGGUGCCACAUUCACCGGGACACGGUCCAAUAGCAGUCCUGGCUUCCACCCAUAAUGUGUACUGGGCGGAACGGGGAUUCGGCUCCAUAUACAGGAUGUCAUCAGCUGAAAAUACAAAGGAAGCUGUGCUGGUGUUGAAAGUUCAAAGUUCAGUGUCUGGGCUUGCUGUGGAUUGGAUUCACCAACUUCUCUACUGGACCAAUGUUGAGGCAGGUUCACUUAACGUGGCGCCGCUGGAGGGUUCCUUUCAACGUCAACUGAUCACCGGGCUCAACAAGCCCUCUGCAGUCGCUGUGGAUCCUCUCCAAGGCUUCCUCUUCUUGGCUCAGUGUGGCGGCGCUCCAGUAAUUGAGAGAGUUACUCAAGAUGGACGGACAAAACUUCCUUUGGUCACUUCUCUAAUCCGCCAGCCUGUUGCCCUCUCUCUUGAUUUGCCUCGACGGUUGCUCUACUGGUUUGACCAGGGAAUGAGGAGCAUCUCCAGGAUAGAUCUUGAAGGCCGCCACCGUAAAACUGUGGUAGAAUCCAACGGCUACCUGGACCAGUUGUUUGGACUCGCAGUAUUUGAGGGAUCUUUAUAUUGGGGUGAUGAAGCUACACACUCCAUAUGUCGUGCCAACAAACACAAUGGCAAAAAUCUCCAAGUGAUGAUGUCAAACAUCACCGUAUCUGGCGGCUUGGUCAUCGCUCAUCCAGCGCUUCAACCAAAAGGAGCGGCUGCGUGUGGACGUCCAGGGACGGUGUGCGAGCACGGAUGUGUUAUUGAUCUGAUGUCAGAGAGGCAACAGUUCAGCUGUGACUCUCGACAAACAAGACCCAACAAAACUCAAGUUCCUUCUGUCUMUCGCUCUGUUCCUGCAUCGACUUUAUCUGAUCCAACUUUCGCUGGAAUCCUAGUGAUGCUUGUCUCCUGUGUGUCUCCCAGUGCUCCUCAGUAUGCUGCUGGUGGGGAUGGCUUGGUGGUGGUGGAGGGAAGAGUUUCGUCCCUCCAGGUCUUCCAUGUUGCAGAACGUUUCUCUGAAAGAGUCCCAGAACCCACUCAUCGAUCAGGGGCCUCCCGUGGGCCCUAA